Messenger RNA from Orbicella faveolata, 3061 nucleotides. RefSeq names its product ATP-binding cassette sub-family C member 1-like. NCBI's taxonomy places the organism in Eukaryota, Metazoa, Cnidaria, Anthozoa, Scleractinia, Merulinidae. The record is from RefSeq and is a predicted model, not a curated record. Gene Ontology annotation, molecular function: protein binding; ABC-type transporter activity; ATP binding. Gene Ontology annotation, biological process: transmembrane transport. Gene Ontology annotation, cellular component: membrane.
AUGCCAAAGGCACCUGAUGACCGUAUUUCCAUNGUGCUUAAUUGGGCUCUUCUCCUGAAUAACAAUUCACGUAAAGAAUCUACAGCUGGAGAAAUGGUGAACUUGAUGUCAGUGGAUGCCCAGCGACUCAUGGAUCUUCUUACCUAUGUAAACGUCUUGUGGUCAGGUCCGCUCCAAAUCAUCAUUUCAUUGUAUUUCUUGUAUAAUACAAUGGGUGUGUCCAUUCUGGCUGGUCUGGGGGUCAUGUUGCUCUUGAUUCCAUCAAAUAUCUUAAUCAGCCGAGUUGCAAGAAAACUUCAGGUAGGUAGCUUUCUUUUUGGCAUGGUUAAUGUGGCUAAAUGUAUCAGGGUUGGUAAGUAUUCCACUGACUGCUUCAGUGUAACAGUGCCUCCGGUGGUGUCAAUAGCUACCUUCGCCAUUUAUGUGCUGACUGGCAAUGAGCUAACAGCUUCCAAAGCAUUUGUUGCAAUUUCGCUCUUCAACAUUCUACGUUUUCCACUGGUCAUGCUUCCGAAUGUGAUAAUUAGCCUGAUCCAGGCCCGAGUUUCCCUGAAACGUUUGACAGAGUUUCUAAGCCUUGAAGAACUUGAUGCAGAUAAUGUAGAGAAGACCAUGCCAGAUCACAGUGAGUCUUGUCAAUUCAAGAAGUUGCAGCAAUUAUUUAACAAGCUAAAGACACAAAUGGAAAAUGACAUGAAGUAUCGUCAACACUACAUGGCAUUCAAGCAAGACAUUGUGGAAAAGGGUUUUGCUGUAAGGGUGCCACAUGACCAACAACCCGAUGAUGAUGGAAAGUCGUGUGCAACCUUCAUGGGCCAUUCAUUAAACAAGUACCUCCUACAAGGUCCAGACUCCCUGGUUGGCGUCCUCUGUCGAUUCAGAAAGGAAUUGAUAGAAUUCAUGUGUGACCUGGAAGCUAUGUUCCACCAGUCCAAGGUUGGUACUUAUACAGAGCUGGUUAAGAACAGGGGCGCAUUCGCUGAGUUUCUGAAAACAUACGCAACAGAGGAGCAAACAAAGCUUACAUAUGCCGAGGAUCCUGCACCAGAGGCGAUCAUGCCAGAUAUCGAGGAUGUCGAUGGACGCUGGAAUGGACGCCAAAGCGUGGAGCGGUUGGACAGCCAUCUUGAUAUACCUCUUAGAAAACGAGCUGACAGUAUAUCGGUUAUAACUGUUGAUACCGCUGACCUGGAUUGUCAGUUUACAAGACCAGAUCAGGAAGGGGACAAGAUGAUUGAAGAAGAGAGAUCCAAAACUGGAAAGGUUAAACUUUCAGUGUUCUGGGAAUACGCCAAGUCACUCACAGUUCCACUCUCCGCGUUUGGUUCUUUCGUGCGUUCGUUCGUUCGUUCGUUCGUUUGUUCGUUCGUGUGCUCCUUCGCUCAUUCGUUCGCUCGUACGUUCGCUAGUUUUCUCGCUCAAAAGAAUUUUAGUCCGUCUGCGAACAAGAAACCUGCUUGUAAUGACAAGACAUUGUUUAUAGAAGAUAUGUCCAUAGCAACAAUGAAUCCACAUUGUGAGGGUUCAUGUAGUAGUGUAGUUAAUAUCUGUAUACUGUCAGCAUAUAAUAAUAUAAUAGAUAUUUGUUCAAUGCAUUCUUCUCACCAGACGCGCGUCCUUGUGACCCAUGGCAUUGCUUUUCUUCCUCAAGUUGAUCAGAUUAUUGUGUUACAAGAUGGUAGAAUAUCAGAGGUUGGUACUUAUACAGAGCUGGUUAAGAACAGGGGCGCAUUCGCUGAGUUUCUGAAAACAUACGCAACAGAGGAGCAAACAAAGCUUACAUAUGCCGAGGAUCCUGCACCAGAGGCGAUCAUGCCAGAUAUCGAGGAUGUCGAUGGACGCUGGAAUGGACGCCAAAGCGUGGAGCGGUUGGACAGCCAUCUUGAUAUACCUCUUAGAAAACGAGCUGACAGUAUAUCGGUUAUAACUGUUGAUACCGCUGACCUGGAUUGUCAGUUUACAAGACCAGAUCAGGAAGGGGACAAGAUGAUUGAAGAAGAGAGAUCCAAAACUGGAAAGGUUAAACUUUCAGUGUUCUGGGAAUACGCCAAGUCACUCACAGUUCCACUCUCCGCGUGUAUCGUAUUGUUUUUCAUUCUCUCCGAGACCUCUGCAGUCUCGUCAGGAAUCUGGCUUGCUAGAUGGAGUUCCACAGACGUGACUUCAGACGAUGAGCGCGAUCUCUUCCUUGGUGUUUAUGGCGCGCUGGGCAUGUCGCAAGCUAUCUUCAUUCUUUUUGCUUCCAUUGCCAUGGCGGCUGGCUCACGAAUUGCGUCGCGGCAUCUCCAUCAGAAAAUGUUGGUCAACAUCAUGCAUUCUCCCAUGUCAUUCUUCGAGACCACCCCGCAGGGGAGGAUCAUGAACCGCUUUUCCAAGGACAUCAGUGGUAUUGAUGACAUGGUGCCCAGAUCUCUGACCUCGUUCCUCCGGACCUUUCUGUCUGUCAUUGGUACAAUGUUUGCGAUUACUUAUGCCACACCAAUCUUUCUGGCUGUGAUCGUUCCUUUGGGAGUCUUGUAUUUUUUUAUACAGAGAAUUUACGUAGCAAGCUCACGCGAGCUGAAGCGGAUUGAAUCUGUUAGCCGCUCACCAAUAUACAACAACUUCCUGGAGACUAUCAACGGCACCACCACCAUCCGAGCCUUUGCGCAACAGCAGCGCUUCAUACGGGGUAAUUAUUUCCUGGUGGAUGAAAACCAAGUGGCUUACUACCCUUCAAUGUCGGCAAACAGUUGUUUGUUUGUUUUUAUCACCAAGGUAACCGCAACUCUUAACUGGAUGGUACGGAUGAGCAGUGAACUGGAGACAAACAUUGUAUCCGUGGAGCGAGUGAAGGAAUAUUCAGAAACACCUGCAGAGGCUGAGUGGAUCAUUCCAGACAGCCGACCCCCAGAUGAGUGGCCUGAUGCAGGGAACAUUGUGAUAGACGAGUUUGACCUGAAAUACAGGGAAGGAUUACCUCUUGUACUGAAACAGAUCAACUGUGAUAUUAAACCAGGAGAAAAGGUACACUUGGUUUGAGUUAAAGUUGAUUAACUGUGAAAUUCCCCGGUGAAAAACG